AUUAGAAAAAAUUGUGAGGUGGUUUAAAAUCAAAGAAAAAAAAUAUACAAAUGAAACAAGGGGGAAAUAUUGUGAAGAAAAUGUAUAUAUAUACAUGAGACAAGAAGUAUUUGUGAAGUAAUGUAAUUUAUUCAUCAGACAUGAAGGAAAUAUUGUGAAGUAAUAUAAAAUAUACAUGUAGCAACAAGGAAAUAUUGUGAAGUAAUAUAAUACAUACAUGUAGCAACAAGGAAAUAUUGUGAAGUAAUAUAAUACAUACAUGUAGCAACAAGGAAAUAUUGUGAAGUAAUAUAAUACAUACAUGUAGCAACAAGGAAAUAUUGUGAAGUAAUGUAAAAUAUACAUGAAACAACAAGGAAAUAUUGUGAAGUAUUGUAAUAUAUACACGAAACAAGAAGGAAAAUAUAUUGUGAAGUAAUGUAUUAUACAUAAAGUUGAGGACAUGAUGAGUUCGAUGGAGAAUAUCGCUGAGGGGUUGCUCAUAUCUGAUUCAGCAAGGCAGAAAUUCUCUGCAGCAGUUGAUAAACAGAACCUUAUAGCUCAAACAGCAAUACAGUCACUGGACACACUAAAUGACCAGAUAGUACAGUUUAUAUUUCACGGUGGGGAUGUUAGUACAAGCAGGGAACAUAUAGAAAAUGACAAAGAUCUAGGACCAAAGGAACAGGAAACACUUCAUUCUUCUAUGGUGUUAAUCCGGAGGUUAUUAAAUGACGCUCAAGCCAAGUUUAGAACAAUGGUUGAAGAUAAUAAACAACUAGCAACAAAAAUUGAUGGAUCUAUCAGUGCUGCUAACCAAGAAGUUAGCGCAUUACGAGCAGAACUUGAAGAUACAAAUAAACGUUUGUCUGAACUAAGUGAAAAUCAGUCAACAAAAAUAGAAAAUGGAGUACAUGUAGAGAAUGUGGAAUUGCAGUAUAAUUCUCGUCAAAAAGCAGAUGAAGAAAAUGAGUUGAAAAGAUUAAAAGAAGAGAAUCAGAGGUUGGAAAAUAAUGUUCGAAAAUUGACUAGAGAGAUAAGUGAGUUGCGCAGUUUAAAGGUGGUCAACAGUGACCACCCUAGCUAUGGGGAACUGAAACUUGACUUAAUACAAACUAAACAAGAUCUAAACAGAGCAAAAGAAGCUUUAGCAGCACUUAAAGCUGACAGAAAGCGGUUAAAAGGGGAGAAAUUGGAGUUACUGAAUCAGAUGAAACAAUUAUAUGGAACAUUAGAGGAUAAGGAAGCAGAACUUCGUGACUUCAUACGUAAUUAUGAGCAGAGAAUGAGAGAAAGUGAUGAUACAAUUAAACAGUUAUGUGUAGAGAAGGAACAUUGUGAUCGUGAGAAAUGGGAUAUAAUACAGAAGGCUCGUCACGCAGCUGAGCAAGCAGUAUUCCUACAGACACAUUCUGAAGAAAGGGAAAAACAUAUACACAAAUUAGAAACAGAGUUGAUAGAGCUACGUGAGCAGAUUGCACAGAGUCGGUUGUAUACGCUGGAUCUACCAAGUACACCAAAGAGUUUGGACUCUCACACACCAACAAGUGAUGAUCUACCACCAUUUGAUACACCACCACCAUCAGCCAAUGAUAGUUCUAAAGAGGAAUGUUUCCAUGUACCAACAAGUACACCAAAGAUUGCCAACAAACAUGAUCGGGACAAUUCAUUCACGCCCCUGAACACCUUCCUUGAUAACAACAAUGAUUUGAUGGACAGUAAUAAAACAGAAGACAUUUUAGAUACAUCAUUGGAACAGAGGAAGAAAAAGAGAAUCAGUCUUGGAUCACUGUCUAAGGUCUUCUCCCGCGGGAAAACACGCCGUUCUUUAGCCAUGUCUUGUGAAGAAACAGAUGGUAGUUCAAUAAAAAUUUAUUUAGACCUCGUGCUGCUUGGUAUGAGUGAUAACGACCUGGCUUCUGCUCUUGAAAUUAAACACCCACUACACAAGAAGAAACUCCGCCUUGCUAUAGAGGAGCAGAGAAAUUUAGUUAUUGGAAGUUGCCCAAAGUGCUCAAUGUUGGAUCAUACUUGGGUGGCACAUAAGUGGCUUCAUGAUAUUGGAUUGCCACAAUUUUCUCCAAUAUUUGAGAGUAAUCUUGUAGAUGGGCGAAUGCUUAACAACUUGACUCGUAAAGAUAUGGAAAAACAUUUGGACGUACACAGGAAAUUUCACCAGUCUAGUAUACUUCAUGCUGUGCAAUUAUUACGGAAACUUGGAUUUGAUAAAGAGGUGUUAGCUCAAAGAAGAUUUGACUGUGAUAAAACAUUUACUGACCCUCUUGUAUGGACAUCACAACGGGUUAUAGAAUGGAUACAGAAUAUAGACUUAGAAGAGUUUGCCGACAAUUUAAAACAGUCAGGUGUACAUGGUGCAUUGAUUGUAUUAGAGCCGACGUUUACAGCGGAUUCUCUUGCCUCAUGUCUACAUAUACCUCCCUCUAAACUCUAUAUACGUCGUCAUCUACAGACUGAACUAGAGGCACUAGUCAAACCAGCAAGGGAACAAAUUGUAUUGAAGAGAGGAACAUUAGGGAGGUCUUCACGUCACAGCAGUAUCUCUACUAGUCACUCUAAAUCUAGAAUCAGUCUCAGAGGUUCACUAGGUCGAGCAUUUGGUAAGAAAGUAAAGGAGGAAAUGAUGACUUCUAAGAUGUCACUAGAGGCAGAACUUGAUUCUCCAAAACAGAAAAGAACAUCUGCUCCCAUCAUGCUUGAUAAUGAUGAUAUCCCGGAACAAAUUAAAGAACUUGAUAAAGCGAUUGAGCAAGCAGCUUUAUGACAGAGAUCUACAAAAACAGUGUGACAAAUGACAUUUCAACAUUUAUUAAGUAAUUCAAUAAAACCAUGACAAAUGUCAUUAAAACAUUUAAUACUUUAUACAUUUAAACACCAUGACAAAUGUCAUUUAAACACUUAUUGGCAUGGAUCAAUUAAACACCAUGGCAUUGUCAUUUAAACACAUUGAUAUAGAUCAAUUAAACACCAUGACAAAUGUCAUUUAAACACUUAUUGACAUAGAUCAAUUAAACACCAUGACAAAUGUCAUUUAAACACUUAUUGACAUAGAUCAAUUAAACACCAUGACAAAUGUCAUUUAAACACAUAUUGAUAUAGAUCAAUUAAACACCAUGACAAAUGUCAUUUAAACACUUAUUGAUAUAGAUCAAUUAAACACCAUGACAAAUGUCAUUUAAACACUUAUUGAUAUAGAUCAAUUAAACACCAUGACAAAUGUCAUUUAAACACUUAUUGAUAUAGAUCAAUUAAACACCAUGACAAAUGUCAUUUAAACACUUAUUGGCAUGGAUCAAUUAAACACCAUGACAAAUGUCAUUUAAACACAUAUUGAUAUAGAUCAAUUAAACACCAUGACAAAUGUCAUUUAAACACUUAUUGACAUAGAUCAAUUAAACACCAUGACAAAUGUGAUUUAAACACGUAUUGAUAUAGAUCAAUUAAACACCAUGACAAAUGUCAUUUAAACACUUAUUGACAUAGAUCAAUUAAACACCAUGACAAAUGUCAUUUAAACACUUAUUGACAUAGAUCAAUUAAACACCAUGACAAAUGUCAUUUAAACACUUAUUGACAUUGAUUAAUAAAACAUGUCAAAAUUAAUAUCCAUAAACAUUUAGUGUGUUUCUGCAUCUGACAUAACUGGGAUCAAGCUCUUUCAUGGCAUAUUUCAUGAAAGCAAGAGAAUAUAUUACUUUGGACUCAGGCAAUUUAUUUUGAUCAUAAAACUUACAAAGAAAUCCAGACAUUCAGAAAUUUAGGUUACUCAUUUGAGCUUUGUGUUCAACUUCUAGAAAAUGUGUUCACCAUCAAUAGUGCUCAAAGCUUUCUCAUUUUAAGUAUCAUUGUAUUAGAUGACUGGUUUAGUAAUGUAGAUAUAUGAUUCUUUCUCACUGCUCAAUAUAAUAUCUGUGUACAUUAUUAUUUCAAUAUGUGCCAUUAUCAUAAUCGUUAGAUGAAAAUCAUUUCUUGCAAAAUUGCUUUUUCCUCAAGUUACAGGAAAUAUUAGAUCCAACAAUAAAACUCUCUUUCUCAUUUGGAAGAUGAUUAAAAUAUAUUACUGAUUUUUAGGUAAUGGCAAGUACAUUUGUAUGUUUAUAUAAGUAAGCUGCUUUUAAGGACUAACUAAGUUAAACUUAAAAGAAAUGUAGAAUUCUCUACAACAAUUCUUUAUAUUGUAUAGUAUUGUUAGAAGUCCUGUCUCUCAAGUUUGAGUCAACAAACUGUUUUCAGAGACAAAUUGAGAUAAAGGUAUAUACAAUUGUUGAUUUAUAAUCACAUGUUUGCCAGCAUUAUAUGAUCUUUUAUUUUCUUCUGAUAGGACUUAAUUGUUGUUAGCAGCUGAUGUCCCUUGUAGUUUUAUUUUAUUUAAUGCAGCCAGGCUGAUAAGAGAACUUCUGUAUGGUUGCCAAGAAAGUCUUUCAUUCUAUCAUUGAAGUAUUACUACAACUUUGUUGAGAUUAUUCUUAUAGAUGUAAAUUUUGAUCAUAUUCAUAUAUCAUGUAGUUUUUAUACUUCUUUAUAGAUUUAGUUCAAAUGGCAAAACCAGAAUAUAAUUUGAUUGUUAAAAUUUUAACUGUGUAUCUUGUUAUUUGUUUCUAUUUAUGCAUGUUCAUUUUCACUAUUGUUGAAUGUAGGAAUUAAUUUUGUCAAAUAUAAUAGUUACAAAUUGUAUAUAUUGUUUAGAUUAAACGUUUUCGUAUUUUAAUAAGUUGUUAGAAAUGGUUUAUUGAUUUAGGGCAGAUUUGAAAUGUUUUGACAAGACAAUUUUCUCUACUUUGAUUAACUUUCAUGAAGAUGCUUAUGUGUUCACAUGAGCAAGUUAAAUGCCAUCAUAGCAAACUUUUAAUUUAGAUCUUCAUGUGAUGGUAUUUCUGUAAUUUUUUGUGGGGGAUGGGCAGGUUAAUUAUGGAUUGGUCACAUUUGCCAAUGGACAAUUAAAGGUUAAUGUAAAAUAAACACUCCCCUUUAUGCCCUUUGAAAGAAAGUGAAUUUAACUGUUAAUUUUCAGCAAGUUUAAUAUUUUAUAAAUUCUACAAUAGCAUCAACAUAGCAUUUAACUAAAAAAUAGAGAAGAUCAUGACACUGUCUUGUCAAUAAUUGUCUUCGGUAAUAUUCCUUUUAUAUACUUUAUGAAUUGUUAAGUUGGAUAUUUUCAGCUAGCUUCUUCAACUUUGAGCUACUAAGUUUGUCAUGGAACAGUCAAUGAAGGAUUGAAUUACAUAACAUGUCAACCACAUUUAUGGAUGUUCCUUUAUAACAAAUCAUUCUUUAUAUGCAAGUUUAAUAUUUCACCUUAUACAAAUAGCACUGACACUUAAUGAAUCAAAUUUGAAAUGACCAGUGAAAAAGGUGUGAUGAAUGACCUCUGCAAGUCACAUUUUAUUUAUUUAUUUAUGCGUUCCAUCUUCUGUACGGCCUUUACACUUGAAGUCCCGAUGCAGUGAUGAACUGCACCGUUCUUCUAAGGUCCUCUUUGCUGCCCCAUAGCUUGUUGUUGUACGCUGUAUCUGUAGGCCAAUACGUCUGGCGGGCCUCUUCCAGGUUAGGGCAGUUCUGCAGGAUGUGGAAGGGCGUCUGUUCUUCUGCUCCACACUGGCAUGAAGCUGUAUCGGCGAGACCAAGUCUUUUCAUAUGCUUUCGUAGACGGCAGUGUCCAGUUCUGAGCCUGAAGAUGGUAACUUGGCAACUUGCAAGUCACAUAAAAGAUGGAAUUCGAUUGACACUAUGGGUACCCUGUUUUGCAAAAUCUACUAAAACAGUACUCUGCUCAUGCACAAGCUAUUCUCUGCUGAAAACAUGUAGGCAACAUACACCAAUCUAGUAAAUGCUCAUUCUACUGAUAAAAGGUGGUAUGCACCGUGAUUGACUGAAAAAUUUCAUUGUUAUCUUAUCUUUGGUUCCUGACAAGAAAUCCUAUGGGGCCAGACGUAUUUUCUGUAAAAAAUUCUAUGCAUGUAUUAUCUGUAUGCUAUUCUUUGUUGUAAUUAUUUGGUUUUACUUGCUGUAUAUAAUUCUAUAUGUUAAGUUAUGUUUUCUAGUUAUAUAUUUUAUAUUAUAGUGUUUAAAUAUUGUGAUACUGUAUAUGUAUAUUUAUACCAAAGUAGUUGAUAUAAACUAGCAGCUCUAAGUUACAUGUACAAUUUAGCUGCAAACUUGAAUUUCCGUAUAUACAUCUUUAAGAAAAUUAAAUCAAAAGUUAACUCUCUCAUGGAUUAUGUAAUGUUAUCUUUAAUUGUUGUUUAUUAACUUGUAUUAAUUGAAGGUUAAGAAUAAAAGGAGGAUGAGCAGAAGAUCAAAGAAUUCAGUAUAAAACCAAUAGUUAACAGGCUGUUUAGAGGUCAAAUAUUAACUAUAUAUUUACCAAAGACGAGACUGUGACAAUCAUAAUGUUGUAUUGUAACUUACAAACUUUACUUUUUGUGCAAAUAUAUUGAAAUUAUCCUGCCAGUAUUAUUAAAACUGACAAAUUGUGUUUGUAAUAUUGUUAAAUAGUAAAAUUGUGUAAUAAUGAUAAUUGUGAAACUA
Molecule: messenger RNA, 6525 nt
Organism: Ruditapes philippinarum (Manila clam)
Lineage: Eukaryota; Metazoa; Mollusca; Bivalvia; Venerida; Veneridae
Product: kazrin-like
Exons: 13
Coding region: 443-2761 (772 amino acids)
Molecular function (GO): protein binding
Source: RefSeq, a predicted model, not a curated record